CCGGAAGUAAACAAACAGAUUUCUGUGACUUUGUUUAAAAUGUCACUUUAUAUUGUUCCCAAACACAUUUUGAGAGUGAAAUACUUGUUAUCUGCAUUGUGCAUUCCACGGAGACAUCGUUACAAAAAUAAAUGGGUAACUAACUGAAUGACUGGCACUGGUUAUGAAAGAGAAUCGACAGCCGGAUAAUUUAUAUAUUGUCACAAACAACCUUUGACUUUUACCCAAGUUAGAUGUCACAAUGUCAAGAUUCAGGUGGCGAACUUAUGUCCUAAAUUUUUAUCCCUAACCUAACCUGAACCCUAAAUCUAUCACUAAACCUAACCUGAACCCUAAACUUAUCCCUAACCUGAGUUUUGACCCUAUCGGAUUCGGAACCAGUGACAAAACACGCAAAUAACGUCAGGGUGCUAUCUCUUCUUCACAUUAGCCAAGAUUCAAGAUGUAGUAAUUAUUGUAGUUUGAGUACAAUUUAGGACACCUGUUACUCUAAUUGGUUGUAAAAAGGAGCCAUCCAUAAAUGACGUCACGUGUCUAGGUGAGGAUGUGUGACUAAGGGGAGGUAGGGUUUAAGUUUAAGCAAUCAAUGUGACAUCACAUGAAAAGCAGAAAUUAUAGUUAAGAAAAAAUAAAGUUAACCAACUUUGACAGCCACGUUGUAUAAUCAAAUGACAGAUAAUAAGACCAUGAGCAUACCAUGGGCAGCUGCUGGAUGCUUGUUACCUCAAAAUAAGGCAGUCUUAGAUGAGGCAUCCUACCUAAUAAAUGAAUUUAUUGUAUUAUUGUAGCUGAAAAUCUAGUUAUUGCAGAUUCAGUUCCACUUUUAGACACUGAUUAAAAAAAGACCCAGAAUACAGGAGGGGAAAGCAUCUAACCAUUUUGAGUUUGGGGAUUUUAUGUUAUGUCAGUCUGUCUGUAUUACAUAUAAUUGCAUUAAUUCAUUUCUUUGCUCCUAGGCUGUGAAUUUAAAGAAAGAACCCAAUUGCCAGCUUGCCCUUAACAACUUUGAUGCCUUUUACAGACCUUAUUAUGGAGCUGAGUGGCCUUCAGUGAGAAUUUCACUUUUGUCAAUGCCCAAAUAUUGUGCAGUUUUAAACAAAUAUGGGCAUGAAGAAAAAAUUGAAUCCCAGUUGGGCGAUCUCACGUUACUGAAUUUUACAGAAUAUGCUAGAUACUUCCAACAGAAAAAAAUUAAAAAUAAUCAAAAUGGAGCAACAUUAGAGCUAAAGUCAGAAAGUAAAGAAGUACCAGUUGUCAGCAAAAAUAAAAAAUUAUCAUUCAAUCCACAAAUGACCAAAGUAUAUCCAGAUGAGACUCAUUUAAAGGAGACGGCGUACAAAGCAGAUAUUGAAGUCUUAGAGCCUUACAAAGAGGAGCUUUAUAAAGACAAUUUAAAUGUCUUUGUGCCAACAGAACAAGUUUAUUCUGAAAAGGAGCAAAUUAUAAAAGAAGAAAUGAGCAUAAACGCUUUUCAGCCGAGAGAUAUUGGGAUAAACAUUAUCCAGCCAAAGUCAGUAAAUAUUUCAAGAUUUGUUGAUGCUUUUGUAUUUCCUAAAGGGGAUAUUUCUCAAUUCCCACAACCAAGACCUCGUUAUGGAAUACAUGGUAAGUAGUUGGAGAUCAAGCAUAAUUGGUCUUUAGUUCAAGUGUAAGGACAUUUCAGUUCUGACAAAUAUGAAGACGAUCCAUUUAAAUUAAUUUAUGAAAUAUUUUUAUAUGCUUAGUUAUAUCUAUAACAAGAAAGUUUGACCUACACUAAUGGAUUUACAGAUGUAUUGGUAGAGCAAGGGGGGCCAGUGGGGGGGUCUUGUGAAAAGCAAGACUUUUUAUCACUUUGUGUACACAACAAAGUUUUAAAAUAUUUUAUAAAUUCUCUGAGGGAUUUUUGUUGUACCGGGUAAAUCAACUUCUUGAAAUGAGCUCCCAAUGAAAAAAAUGGAAUAAGUGUCCAGGCUCUGCAAUGAUACUGGUACCACACAUUAAAAAAAUGUAGGAUAACCUAUUUUGUUUCUCUUCACGACAAUGUGAACAAAGAGAGUACUGUUUUAUAUACUGUAUCUACAACCUGUCUUUGUGUUACAAUCUUCUUCGUAACUUCGUAACUUCAAAUGUUACGACCUUAAUUCAGUAAGCUGAGGCCUUCAUCAAAUGUCGCGGCCUCCUUACGUUGUCUCCAGUUGCGACAUUCUCUAUACUUGACAUGUUAGGAUCUUCGUCCUUACACUCCAACACAUCGCGCAGUAGUUACGUUUACUGCACAGUCAGCAGACUCCACGUUGUCUAGGGGUUUACAACACUGACUUAAUAUCUAUAAAUAUAGAUCACAACUCCAGCAUGGAAAUACAACAGUUCUUUAUUUACAGGAUCCAAUAGCAAUUCACAGUGACGACGUUCAACAGCGAUAAUACUAACUCUCUAACUACUGUCUCGGCUGGACUCUCUAACUACCUCUGACUGUCUAACACUCUCCCUGUCUCUCACUGACUCGGACUCUUACUAACUCUCCUACUCUAGCCAACACACAUCCCUUAUAUAACAACACAACAACUCAGCCUACGCAAACGUGCAACACCACGGACUAACUUCACGCUCUGACCUCUCGACCAACAACUCACAAAACACUCACGAUCCACAACUCCCCCUACCCAACAUUAACACAGCCUACGCAAACGUGCAACACCACGGACUAACUUCACGCUCUGACCUCUCGACCAACAACUCACAAAACACUCACGAUCCACAACUCCCCCUACCCAACAUUAACAACAACUCUCGCUCACAACACUUUGCAAGUUUAGUCUGACUUUAAUUUGUGCAAUUUACAGGAUAUUACUUAAUGGAUGCAGCUUCUGUAAUGCCUGUCCUAGCAUUAGAUGUGCAACCAAGAGACAAUGUGCUAGAUCUUUGUGCCGCUCCAGGAGGAAAAACCUUCACUAUCCUGCAAUCUCUCGACCUAGAAUCUGGUAGGGGGCCAUCCACUAAACAAAUAAAAUGAUUCAUUUUUUAAAAGUAAAAGUGCUAUAUAAAAAUGUAAGCAAAAUGCUUUAGACUGGAGACACAUUGCUUAUUGGUGAGCACCUAAAAAAACUUUCAGGGACAUCUAGAGUUAUUUUUUUAAUGUUGUAAUCACAACAGCAGUGUGUUACAUGUACCGCUACUAAAUUGACAUAAUUGUAGUGUAUAUACACAUUUGUCAAGCACUAUAAAUCUUAAGAAAUUUGUAUAGGUACUUAAGUACAGCCUUACUUAAAUCUUCAUUGCAUUAUUACUUUUAUACACAUUGUUGGCUGGAUAUUAACAUACUGGCAUCUAUAAACUAUUAUGACAUUUUAAAGUAAGAAAAUGAAGUAUUUUAAAUAAUAUAUUAAAUUCUUUCCAUUAAAAGUAUCUGCUUAAACACUUCUAUAUUUCAAGUCUUAGUUUCCAAACACUGUGCAAUAAAAUGAUUCCACAUUUCAAUGCACGUAGUGAAGAAAACAAGGAAAGGCAAAUAAACUUUAAGGUCUCAUGUCAAGGGAUCUUAACCUGUAGUCUAUAAAUAUCAUCCAAUGUGUCAUUAUGGUAAAAAACGCUUCUUAAAUUUUCCAUAAUCUGAUGAGCUGCUGAUGAAUUAUACAGUGGAAUUUUUUGGGUGUAAAUUGUAUUGUUUAUUUCAUUUUAACAUGUAUAUGCUUUUUAUUUUCAGGUGGAUCUUUGAUUUGCAACGAUCUAUCACAAAGUCGUUUAAAUCGUUUGAAAAAUGUGUUAAGUUCACACUUUCCUCCAGAUAUUUCUGAGCAAGUGGUCAUCACAAAGAAGAAUGGCAUCGAAGCGUUAACUCCAGUGUUUGACAAAGUAAAUAAAAUAACAUUUUGUAGUUUUCUUAACCAUAAAUACCAGUAGUUUAAAUGAGCUUUUGUUUUGCAUUGAUACAGAUGCUUAGAUUAAGGGUGGGCAACCUACAGCCUGCUGGCUUAUGAGGCAAGAUAAAACAUGUAAUCCAGCCUGCAAAAUCUAAUUAUACCACUGCUUAUUUUCAAACUGAACUGAACUCAUAUUGAAUUUUUGAAGCCCAACUUCAGUGGUAUUCAUUAAAAGUAGACCAAUUAUUCUCUAACAUCUGGCCAAGCUAAAAAGCCCAGUGAUUUCAUUUCAUAAGCCUUGGAAUAUAACAGCUUAACAUAUUAGCACAGUAUUUCCUAAUUCUUCAGUAUAUGCCAGCUCUAUCACUCUCUGAGGUGUAAUAAUCGCAUCCCCUUUGGCUCGAUUCUUGAAAUUUUUUGACGUUUUACAAGUUUGCGGUUUAAAAAUUUAAUAUUCAAUAUUGCUGUACCACACCCUUCCAUUUGGAUCGAUCCAUGGCUUUCUGCUUCUAUAUGCGGACCCCAGCUGAUGUAAGUCCUUCUCAGUAUCAUCAGUUCAUCUCAUUCUUAGUCAAUGAGUGAGCUAUCUCCCCUACAUUUAUGCCUUUAAAUCACUUUUGCUGCUGUGCAAUCUGGCAUCCUCUAAAGUUCUCCUGUCCAGCGCAGCCUUCCUUUUUUUAAAUUGUUGCAAAUAUGGUUGAGUCUUCAUACAACUGAUAUAUCUCUUUGUCUAAUACUGGACAGUAUAUUUUCCUGAGGAUAUUUAUUUAUUUAUUUAUUUAGGCAUUUUUAUAUAGCGCUUAUCAUAAAGCUCUAAGCGCUUUACAAUUAUUAAAACAUGUAAACUAAGUAAAUACAAAUGAGACACUAGGAUAGUAACUACUAUUCUAUAGAAACAAUGAAAAUGGCUAUAAAAAGAGGACACUUUGACACUUCAGGAUUAAACCGAAACAGAAAAUUAGGUAGGGCAAGGAGGGUGCAUCACAGGUCAUAGGCGGACCUAAACAGAUGAGUUUUAAGGGACUUUUUGAAAAUGGACGAGGUUUCACUAUGACGUAAAUGGAAGGGGAGCUGGUUCCAGAACGUGGGCCCAUGGAAGCAGAAGGAGCGUUCACCGAUGGUCUUAGUUUUAGUUCUUGGGAUUGAGAGGGUUCUACUGUCAAUGGAAGAACGUAGUUGUCUUGUGGGGAUGUAAGGAAGCAACAUGUUUUGAGCAGGUCAUCUGCCUUUGGUGAGGGACCCAGUCUCACUUGCGUAAAUUACAGCAGGUCUUAUAAUAGUGGUGUAUUUGGACUUAUUUGUUCUCCUUGAGAUUUGUUUGCUAUCUAGUAGCUUUUGUAGGUUGAAAUAAAAACGUUUGCCUGCAGUUAUCCUUUCUUUCAACUCAGUCAUUAGUUCAUUACUCUCUCAAAGGUGUGGUUGCUUAUUUUGCUGUUGUCACUAAUAUUUGUGUUUUGUGAUAUUACCACAUAUUUUGUCUUCGCUUCAUUUAUCUCAAGACCACCUUUAACUGAUACAUCUUCAAGUUACUUGAAUGUUCUUCUAAUUAUCUCAUUGUUUUUUCUGCCCAUUAGAGCUAUGUAGUCCACAUAUGCCAGGUACUGCAAUGGUUGGCUGUGUAAGGUUCCUGGUAGUUUUGGUUCUGUAAUGCUACUCUGGAAGUAGUUUGUGGUAGUUUCACUGGUGCUCACGUGUUUGGUUUUUCUAAAGUGAAUUUGAACAGGAUACUUGAUAAUGAGUCUCCUAGUCUGCGGACUUGAUUAAUCUGUAACUCCUUUGUGCACUCUCCCUGUACUGCUCUACUUUUGGAAUUAGUCAUCAUCAUAUGUACAAGCCGGGUAAGAUUGUUGGGGGCGCCAAGCCUCUGAAGUGCAUCAUACAGUUAUUUUCUGUCUACGCCAUCAUAAGCUGUUGUGUAGUCCAUAUAAUAAUGGUAGGGGGUGUUUUAUUUGUAGCAUUUCUCAGAGAGACAUCUGGUAGCAAAGAUAUGAUCUGUGGUUAAUCUCUUCUGUUGGAAUCCUCAUUGAUACUCACCUAGGAUCUGCUCACUAUACCUUUCCAGUUUUCUUGCUAUUAGUUUAGUGAAAAUUGUGUAAGUUCCAUUAAGUAGGGAGAUUUGACCAAUCCAGCUUAGAUCAUUCCUUGUGAUAUAAGAGUAUGUGCCUAGUACCUCAUUCAUUUUGUAUUUCUUCUUCCUGCCAAAUGCUGGAUUUGAUGUAGUUUUUUUACCUAUACAGUUUUUUUUCCACCUAGUUUUAUAAUUUCUGCAGUGAUAAGGUCUAUUCCUGGGGCUUAAUUAUUUUUCAUGGUUAAGAUCACAUCUUUUUUUAAAUUUUUUAAUUCAGAGUUGGUUGGCUGACAAUGGGUCCAGUCCUGUUAUGGUAGUUGUUAUCAUCCAUGUCCGGAAAUUUGUUUGAAAGAAAUUUCGUCUAUGAAAAAUUGAUCGAACGGAAAUUUGGCUGAAUCUUUUUUUCAUUCCACACGUUAAAUUUUUGCAUCAAAUUUCUUUUUGAAUGCAUUAUUUUGUUUUACUAUAUAGUAUCCCUUCACUUCUCUUUUUUUUUACUAGCUCUUUUAUCUCUACUUUUUUUUUUUUUUUUUUUCCCAAUCACAUCCUUUCUUUCUAUAACUUUCGUUAUCCGCCCUUCUUGUUUCUUUUGUCAUGUUCUUUUUGUCUCCCUUUAAAAUUGAUCGAACGGAAAUUUGGCUGAAUCUUUUUUUCAUUUCACACGUUAAAUUUUUUCAUCAAAUUUCUUUUUGAAUGCAUUAUUUUGUUUUACUAUAUAGUAUCCCUUCACUUCUCUUUUUUUUUACUAGCUCUUUUAUCUCUUCUUUUUUUUUUUUUACUUUUCCCAAUCACAUCCUUUCUUGCUAUAACUUUCGGUAGCCGCCCUUCUUGUUUCAUUUGUCAUGUUCUUCUUGUCUCCCUUUGCAGCAUCAUUAGCCAAGCCUUGUUUCUUUCUUCUAUAAGUUCUAUGAAUUCUGCGUCAUACCAUUAUGUUCUUUUUUUCCUGUCUGUAUAAAUCCUAUUGCUUGCUCUGUUACACUUUUAAAAAUUUGCUUAAUUUUUUUCCCAUCACUUAUUUAUAUUGAUGUUUUUUUGAGUCUCUAGUUGAGUUUGAAUCUUCUGUUGAAACGCCUCAGUAACUUUGUGGUCUCCACUUAACUGCUGGCUUGUUAACCAGUUUUAAAAUUAUUUAAUAUUACAAAGUUAAUUUGAAGUUUAAUAAUAUUAAGAAAAAAAGUUUGAUAUAAAAAUGAUGGCAUCAAAAUAAGAGAAGAAGAAAAUUGAAGAAUACUAGAUUCCUUGAAAAUUAUCAGGCAGUUCCAAACAGACAAAAAUCUAUUUCCAUCUGCACAAAAAAGAUUGCAAACCCCUGGUUUCAAUGAUAAAGAUAUAUUAAUAAAUCUGGUCACUAUGUCACAUGCAUGAGAAAAUUGUAUUAACUUUAACUUAGCUCUGUGUGUAGUGUGACCUGUUGGACGGUAAUAUAAAAUACAAACAUAUAAAUAAGCAUGCACAAACCUUUUAAUAAAAACUGUUGAAAUUGAUGAAUAAUAUGGUUUGUUUUUAUUCUAAAAAUAAAAAUAACUGUAAAUUUCUUACCCUAUUUCUUGAACAGUAAUGCUUGAUAGAAAUUUUUAUAUUUAAAUGAUGAAACUGUUUGAGCUGUUUGAGAUUUGACUCUGUUUUGUAUUUUACAAGCAUUUAAAAAUUAAUCCUUAACAUAUGUUCAGGUUUUAGUGGAUGUGCCAUGCAAUGCAGAUCGCCAUGUGGUUACAGAGGAUGACAAUAAUUUAUUCAAAAUCUCCAGGACACAUGAGAGAUUGUCACUCAUGGAAAUUCAGAAAGAACUGUUGCUGUAUGUAGCAUUUGACCCUACUAUACAAAUAUUCUUUGACUUGAAUCCUUUUAUAAUUUUGUUUUUUUAUAUUCAAAAUGCCUGAUUUUUAUUUUGUUUUUAAUUUGAACUGCCUUAAAACAAAUCUGUUAUUAUGGAAAAUGUACUAUAAAAUGAGUACUGGUUACAUACAAUUAUUUUAUAUCUCCAUAAGGAAUAUGCUAUUACUACUACUACUGCUAUAAUUUAUCAGUAUGGAAACAGAAGAAAAGUGGAUUUUUUUUAUUUGAAGUAAUUGAAUACAUUUGAGUUUUAUUGUAAUCGAUAUUCUGUCCCUGAAUUUCAUUGCCAUUCUACAACCCCCUUUCAAAUUUCUCUUUUCCUAGAUCUGCCAUCAAAUCUUGUGUGAGGGGAGGCACCAUUGUCUAUUCCACCUGCACCCUGUCACCAGCUCAGAAUGAUGGCGUUAUUCAAGCUGCCUUAGAGGAACUGUGGGAAACAUCUGAGGUAAUAUAUAAUAAAAACGGUUUGACUUGGAUGCUCAAAACACAAUUCCUGAAGGAAACACAACAGCAGUUUCAUGGAUUCUUUUCAUGAAAUAACUUUAAUUUUCAUGUAAGUCUAAUGACGUUCUUAAAUGGCCUUCCUCCUGUCUGUAAGUUAAACUCUUAAUCCAGUGUUGAAAGCCCAUGGGAGGGGUGUCAAAUUUGUGUACAUUUUAAUAUUUCUUGACAUUGAUUGAACUGUCAUUUUUACAACUUGAAUUUCAUGCUAAGAAUUUAAAAUAAAAUUGAUAGGUUGCCAGUAAUACCAGAUGCAGGUGGAACAUUAUUAUUUCUUCCCAAGAUCCUUUCAGGGUGCUUUACUAACUCCAUCAAAAUUGCAUAAAAUAUUAGUGGUAUAUAUAUAUAUAUAUUAAUCUACACAAUAAGUGGCUUAAGUGAGUUUUUUUAUUAUUAUCAUCAUUUCUGACAAUGACAUAUGUCCCAGCUGCUUAUAAAUCUCCAUGGUGAUAAAUUUAGGACCACAAUCUAUGUACACCUAAAAGAAAAUUCUUUGCUUUAUACACCCCGCCUCCUUUUUUUUUUUUAUUCACUGGUACAUUUUUGGCCUUUCCUCCAUUAACUUUACAUAAAAUUGAGCAUCCCACACACGACCCAACCCCCCCCCCCACCCUCUUUUUUUUUAAAGAAAGAAUUAACUUAUUUACAGACAAUAAUGUCAUGUCAUGAACCAUUUUAAAAAUUAUGUCACCAUUUUUCUCUUUUUUUUUUCAAACCCGUUGCUGUUGAAGGCCUACCUAUAUUGUAUCUAUUGACAACCAGGGAUUCAUCCUUACGAAAUAAUUAGGUCACAAAUUACAUCACUCAUAUGGAAUCAUACAGUAGACUUAAGUUGUCUCUAGGCUAUAAAUAACCAUUGUGUUAUCUACAGAGCUUGUGACAACACAAAGCGACAGUAGGACAGUUAUUAGGAAACGUGGCUGUGAUAUUUUAAAGCCUUUUGAAAAUAAUUAGAAAUCAUGGAUGUCAUAGAAAUUUAGGUGAUUGUUGGCUAUGUUAUCCAUUUAAAUUGACUGUAAAUUUAGGUGAUUGUUGGCUAUAUUAUAUUAUAGGCUGUUAAUAGACUGUCAUAAUUUCAGAAUGCAAUAAUUAUUGCAGGAUUAUGGAUGGCCCCUUUAAGAGAGAAUGUUUAAAUCAUUAAUUCAGUGAAAUUUAGUAGUAAAGUAAAGCUUGCUGAUGUAAAAACUAAAUAUAUAUAUUAUGUACUGUGAUAUUGUUAAGCUGGAUGCUCUAAAGAUUGUAUACACACCUACCCUGGUAAAACUUCACCACCUGAUGAUAUUUGUAAGAAAUAUUUGCAGCGAAAAAAAACAUAUUUGAAAGUUAUUAAGCAAUAGGAAAGUGCUUAUAACAUAAUGCAUGCACCAAUGGAGAUAAAUGCUCCUAGAAAAAAAGUUUAUCAAGCAGGAUUUCAAAUAGUGAAUAACACAUAACAAAGAAAUGGCUGUGGGGAUUAUAAAUCAUCCGCAAAAGCCUAUACAUAUAACUUAAGAUGAUAUUAAUGUACGCUUGGGUUAGACUGUAAUUCGACAUAGCAACUGUACAUGUUUAGCUGCAAAUAAAACCCAAUUUAUAAUCAACCCCUGACUAUAGCUAAGAAGUAUUUAUUGGGGCCUCAGCUUUUUUUUUUCCCCCUGCAUAAACCGCCGCAGGAAACCUGUUGCCCGCCUUUCUAGAAAUAAACAAAAUAAAAUCCAAAUGAAUUUUUUUUUUUUUCUGUUUGAAAUUAUAGAUUGAAGUGGCUGUUGAAGACUUGACGUCGCUUGCCGAUCUCUUUCAAGAUGUUUUCAAGUUCCACAAGCAAUCGAAAUAUGGCAAGGUGAUACUACCCAAUCUUCUAAACAACUUUGGGCCCUCGUAUUUUGCAAAACUGAAACGAAUUAAAUAAUUUAAAUAAUU
This is a messenger RNA of Lymnaea stagnalis (great pond snail), 10146 nucleotides long. Lineage: Eukaryota; Metazoa; Mollusca; Gastropoda; Lymnaeidae. The record is from the annotation of a GenBank genome assembly.